UUCGCAAAAGAAUCUAUUCCGAAUAACAUGUCUACUAAUAGCAGGUCCUUUUCGACGGGAGUUGGGCGUCGUAUGGUCGUAUUGUUCUAUGGUCGUACCGUCGCACCGUACCCGUCGCCGUAUAAAGUCGUUUGGCCGUCCAUGAUAAAACAAUUAAAUUGUUUUAUCAUGCGGUCGUCGUAGUCAGGACGGUCAUGAUACAAAGUUGUAUUUGACAGCAAGUGACAACGGUACGACUUAAGACACAUUUUUUUUUUCGAAGCGCAAACGAAAUAAUGCGCAAUAUACGUAGAUAUUUUACACGACGCCCGCUCGUAGUAUCUAUUCUCUAUCGGUAAUCUGUAUUAUCACGAUUCGCGGUGCUCAAAUUCCAACCGUAGCGAACGACUAUUUUUUCUCAAUAAUUAUUAUUAUACAAUUGAUAACGGCUCCGUCGUUAGUCGCUGUCCGGGUGAGAGGGUGAGAACUGAAAAGCUUACCGUAGUGCGAUCUGCUCAUCGUGUUCGUCUGACGUCUCCGAAGAUGCGUUGAACCGAGUACGUAGUUGACAUUUUGAGGAGGAGCAGCUUGUACAUCAGGAACAGGAGCUCUCACUUUAUUCGACGAUUACGAUGGCGGACAGUGAUACCGACGACAUCCUGUCGGAGGGUUUCCUGGAACCCGGUGAACUAUUGGACAGCGACGACAAUCAGCCAGUCGACAACAGCACGUCGGCGCGCACCAGCCAGCCGAUGGCACAGCUCAACAGACCCAAAUUGAACAGAAAUACGUUCCAAGCAGCCUCCGCGUCCAAUUCGGAUCAGCAGCCCACAUCAGACAUCACAGACAAACAAGUCCAGUAUAUUCUAAACAGUCUUGGCAUGAACAAAAACAACAAAGACAUUCAGCUGAAUGCUUUACAUUUGCACGGAGUCAUGGGAAUGACCACUAAAGAUAUAAUCGAUUAUUUUGAUAAAUACGAUCCUAAAUUUUUGGAAUGGGUAUCAAAUUCCGAAUGUAAUGUUGUAUGGCUGGAUGAUCGAAUGCCCACUAAGGCGUUAUUGGACUUAACUCGACCGAUACGCGAGCUAAGACAUAUUACGUCUGCAGUUAAUGAUGAAUUAAACAAUGAACAUGGAGCUUUAAAUGAAAAUCAAAACGAUGACCACAUGGAUCAAGAUGACGUAUUAGUAUCAGAAGAUUAUGUCAGCUGUGUGGGUUACGAGUUGCCCCCAGGUAUGUGGCGAAAAGCGAUUAAGCCACAUGAAAAAUCCAAGUGCAUAUUGAUGAGAUACAGUACUGUGUAUGACAAACAAGAUGUAAAGAAUAAAAGUGCUGAUGUAGAAGACGGAGAUUAUGAAUUAUUUUCUCAAGAAAGUCGUAAACGUAAGUUUAUACCAGUCAUCAACCAUCCUGAUAUCGGAGAUGAAAUGUUGAAAGAUGACGUUCGGUGGAAAUUGGCCAAAAAUCCAGGAAUCAAUACUUGGACUGCAAUUGCCAAAACUUGGAGCCAAUAUGACAAUGCUAUGGAUAAUGCUAAAUACAAAUCCAAAGUACGUACUCCAUCACCACCACCGCCCACAUCAUCAUCAGGUGCAGCUAGUGAAGAUGAUGACGAUGAUUAUAAUGAUGCUAGGUAUAGAGAGAGCAAAAUACCAAGAAUGCGUAUGUAUGCAGACGAUGAGACACAAGCUACUACAAGGAAGCGUCUGAAUUCAAGUUCAAAUUCAAGACAUCAAGUUAAUAUAGCCAACGACUUGCGAGAACGUCUCAAUGGACGUUUGGUGUCUGCUAAAGUAGCCAAAGCAAUUCGCGCUGCCAAAGCGCAUCAGUAUCUUGAUGAUGAGUCUCUUGAAGUAGAUAUUGAAGAUGUUAAUGACGAGGAAUACACUGAUAUUCCAUUUAGCCGUGCAACUCGUCGAGAUAUUCCACGUCGCCAGUAUUUACAUGAAGAUGAUGGCGAUUACACGAGUGAUGAAGAUGUGUACGAAAAGAGAAACGUGAAGAGUAGACUUGGGCCUCAUAGAAAACAUAGUCAACGUUAUAAUGCUCGUUCUGUGUCUCCACUCCAGAUACAAAUUAAUAAUGAUAAAUAUAAGCGUAUAAAUCGGCGUUAAUAAUAACAUUAUGAAACAUGGAUAAUGUUUUUGAUUUUCAUAAAUCUUAAUGAUACAUUUUAAAAAUGAAUCUAUAAACUCUUAACAUAUUUAUACAACAAUUUAUUUUUCUAUUUUAUUGUUGUGAAAAAAUAAAACACAAUCAGUUGUGUGAUUAUGUAUA
Metopolophium dirhodum (rose-grain aphid) is the source of this 2259-nucleotide messenger RNA. Its product is annotated as nuclear cap-binding protein subunit 3-like. The transcript has 8 exons. The record is from RefSeq and is a predicted model, not a curated record. Gene Ontology annotation, cellular component: cytosol; nucleus. Lineage: Eukaryota; Metazoa; Arthropoda; Insecta; Hemiptera; Aphididae. Gene Ontology annotation, molecular function: RNA 7-methylguanosine cap binding; mRNA binding. The coding region runs from base 612 to 2096 and encodes 494 amino acids.